Tripterygium wilfordii is the source of this 1242-nucleotide messenger RNA. RefSeq names its product aspartic proteinase CDR1-like. The transcript is spliced from 2 exons. The record is from RefSeq and is a predicted model, not a curated record. Gene Ontology annotation, cellular component: extracellular region. The coding region runs from base 1 to 1242 and encodes 413 amino acids. Lineage: Eukaryota; Viridiplantae; Streptophyta; Magnoliopsida; Celastrales; Celastraceae.
AUGCAUCACUUGAUUUUCAUAUCGAGUCUCCUUUUGCUCAAAGCAUUCCUUUUUAAUCCAAUCGAGGCGAAAAUAAAUUCUUUUAGCUUCGAUCUUAUUCAUCAUGAUUCAAAACUAUCUCCAUUUUAUGACCAAUCUAAAACUACGUCAGAGCGUUCGAAAGAAGCUCUUAUUCGUUCUCUCAAUCGCCUCAAUCAUUUCAAUUCAUCUAUGUCAACUGAUGCAAAAUUUGUAGAGUCUGAUUUAAUUAACGGUGACUAUUUCAUGAACAUCCAUAUAAGUGAGACACAUGAACGACUUGUUAUCCCAAGCAUGUUACUUGGCCUUACCUGGAUACGAUGUGGCCCUUGUUCUUCUGAUUGUGAGAAUCAACAUCAAUCACUUUAUAAUCCAAAAUUGUCCGAUACCUAUCACGGUAUUCUGUUUGGUUCAGAACAGUGCAAAAAACUAGUACAUACUGAGCCUGGGAAAUCAAAUGAGUGUCGAUAUACAAAAUACCGUUCUGUCAACAAUAUAUUUUCCUCUGGAGUGCUGGGCACUGAGACCUUCUACUUAAAAUCUCCUAAUACACCUGAUGAAAGCUUCUCUCAUGUAGUGUUUGGAUGUGAUGAAGCACAUCAAGGUGAUUUUGAAGAUGGGGUUCAAGGUGUUGUUGGCCUUGGACAAGGGCCAUUUUCAUGGGUUUCUCAAUUGGGAAAAAAAAUUGGCGAUAAUGCGAAAAAUUUUCGUACUGCUUGGUUGAGAAGCCAUUCGAGGUAUACACCUUCUCCUCCUAAUAUCCGCUACCACCUCAACCUUGAAGCCAUUAGCGUUAACGAUGAGAAAAUAGAGAUAGCAAAUAAAGAACAUGAUAUGUUAGUUGAUAUUCAAAUGUCCUUGACGUCGUUGCCUUCACAUAUAUACAAUGAAUUCAUUGCCAAGGUUAAAAAAUAUUUUGGCAACGUACACUCAAUCGAGCAUAUGGAACACGGCACUUGCUUCCUCAAAAAUCAAGUCAAGAAUCUCAAGAGUCCCAAAGUUAUGCUUCAUUUUUCUGACUCAUCUGGAUCCCAUGUGGACUUUCCUGUGAAUCCUUCAACAAUGUUUCAGGAAAGUGCCGUUGGCCUUAUGUGUUCGACAAUAAUCCGAAAUGAUGAAAUUUCGAUUCUGGGGAGUAGGGCACAAGUAGACGUUCAGAUGAUAUUUGACCUGUCAGCCCAUUCACUCACUUUUGCUUCAGUUGAUUGCCUCAAAGAUAAAUAA